GUCAUUUAUCCUCUUCUUCAUCAUCAUCAUCACACACCUUCCCUUCUCCUCGUGGACGAUGUCAUUUCCCCCGCCGUCGCUGGCAACGGCGGCAACCCCGACGGAGCUCCCGAUCCGGCAGAUUCCGGGGAGCUACGGGUUGCCCUUGGUGGGUCCGGUUUCGGACCGUCUGGACUACUUCUGGUUCCAGAAGCCGGAAAGCUUCUUCAGGAAGCGAAUGGAGAAGCACAAGAGCAGCGUGUUCCGCACGAACGUUCCUCCCUCUUUCCCGUUCUUCCUGAACGUUAACCCUAACGUCAUCGCCCUCCUGGAUUGCAAAUCCUUCUCCCACCUCUUCGACAUGGACCUCGUCGACAAGAAGGACGUCCUCGUCGGAGACUUCGUCCCCAGCCUCGCCUUCACCGGAAACCUCAGGGUCGGCGUUUACCAGGACACCACCGACCCUCAACAUGCCAAGGUGAAGAACUACAUCAUGGAUAUCUUGAAACGAAGCUCGGGCAUAUGGAUACCAGAACUAGUAUCUAACCUGGACACAAUGUGGGAGAAGAUCGAAGCAUCACUCUCCAAAUCCACAUCUGUAUCGUACAUCUUCCCGCUACAACAAUUUCUCUUCAGCUUCCUCUGCAAAGUCCUGGCCGGUGCAGACCCUUCCCUUGACCCCAAAAUAGCAGAGUCAGGCUAUGCCAUGCUUGAUCGUUGGCUCGCUCUUCAGCUCCUUCCCACAAUCAGCAUCGGCAUCCUCCAACCCCUCGAAGAAAUCUUCCUCCAUUCCUUCGCCUACCCUUUUUUCCUCGUCAGCGGAGACUACAACAACAUCUACAACUUCGUCAAACAACAUGGCAAGGAAACUAUAACCCGAGGCGAAACGGGUUUCGGGUUGACCCAAGAAGAGGCCAUCCACAACUUGCUCUUCGUGCUGGGGUUCAACUCCUUCGGCGGCUUCUCCGUUUUCCUCCCCUCUCUGAUCGAGGCCAUAGCCUCCGACCCCACAUUGCAGGACAACCUUAAAGCCGAAGCCAGGACAGCCUCGUCUCUCACCUUCGACUCCCUCAAACAGAUGGACCUCGUCCACUCCGUCGUCUACGAAACGCUGCGCAUGAACCCUCCGGUUCCGCUCCAGUACGGUCGUGCCCGAAAGGACUUCCGCCUCACUUCUCACGACUCCGUCUUCGCCGUCAAGAAGGGCGAGCUGCUCUGCGGCUUCCAGAAGCUCGUCAUGAGAGACGCCGUUAUCUUCGACCAACCCGAGACCUUCAAACCGGACCGCUUCACCGGGGAGAAGGGGGCCCAAUUGCUUAACUACUUGUAUUGGUCCAAUGGGCCUCAAACUGGGUCUCCUACUGUGUCCAAUAAACAGUGUGCGGGUAAGGACGUUGUCACGCUCACCGCUGCUUUCAUUGUCGCUUACUUGCUUCGCAGGUAUGAUUCCAUCAAAGGGGAUGCCAGUUCCAUCACUGCCCUUCAAAGGGCCAACUGAAGCAAGCAACCCUAAAUAUCUAUUUUCCCUCUGCACCUUCUAUUUAAUCACAAGAGCGUGUAAAUGCAACUCUUCCAUAAACCACAUUCUUAACUUGGUUUGAGUGAAAUUAGAUUCCAUCUCUUUAA
This is a messenger RNA of Cajanus cajan (pigeon pea), 1605 nucleotides long. RefSeq names its product hydroperoxide lyase 1 (gene HPL1). Gene Ontology annotation, molecular function: oxidoreductase activity, acting on paired donors, with incorporation or reduction of molecular oxygen; iron ion binding; monooxygenase activity. NCBI's taxonomy places the organism in Eukaryota, Viridiplantae, Streptophyta, Magnoliopsida, Fabales, Fabaceae. Gene Ontology annotation, biological process: sterol metabolic process. The record is from RefSeq and is a predicted model, not a curated record.